Theobroma umbraticum is the source of this 4318-nucleotide messenger RNA. The record is from RefSeq and is a predicted model, not a curated record. Lineage: Eukaryota; Viridiplantae; Streptophyta; Magnoliopsida; Malvales; Malvaceae.
AUGAUAGUUGGGUGUUAAACUGUGAAAAUAUCUGUACAGGGGUUAUUUUGUUUCUUCUCCUGGGAUAUCGGCUCUGUAAUGCUGUAAUUUUGAAGGGAUAUCCCAGGAAAGCAAUAUGGGUAUAUGCUUCAAAAUUAUAUGCCUUAGUCUGGUGGAUUUUUUUUGUUGUCUUUUGUAGGCCAGCUGGAUUAUGUAAGGAUGCAGUGUCUGUCGCAGGUCUGUCCUAUUUCUUGCCAGAUGGGAUGCGAUCUUUUGAUUGUUUCCCUUUUGCUUGUGCCGCUGGAAUUGGAUUAUUUUGUCAUCAAUACUCAGUAUUCCAUAAGGUCUAUCGCCAAGUAGCUCUUAACUGCAUUGGCCGGCCACCAGCGGAAUUUCCAAGUCGAAGGCCAACCCUCUAAAUGGUAAAACUUUGCCAUCUUCGGUCCCAACAAAGCAUAUUUGUCGAGUUCCAAUCGCAGCCUUCAAUCCUAGAGAGGCCAAAACCCUACAUAUACACAAACUCUGUAAUCUCUGUCUGUCCCCAUCUUUCUGUCUGAAAUCUGAUACCGUGAACAUGUGCAUGGAUAUGAAGGUUACAGUAACUCAGAGCAAUUAGCACUUUCCAGCUACUGUGGAGAACAAGAGGUGCAGCUGCAAAUUGUUGCCAACUCUUAACUAUUUCUCUACUUAGCCUGAUCUCCAUGCUUUCUUUCUCUCAUGCAAGCAGUGAGGGGAUAGUUAGCAUACAGUCAAGGGAGGCCACGUUGAAAGAGGAAAUCAACCUAACGACUUACAUUGUUUAUGUCCAGAAACCAGAAGGCAAAAUUUGAAGGAGUAAGAGGACUUUUAUAACUGGUACCAGACAUUUUUAUCAGUUACCAGCUCAACCAUUGGCCAUCAAGAACUCAUUGUGUAUUCCUAUUGGAAUGUGGUAACUGGUUUUGCUGCGAAACUGACCGCAGUGGGAGCAAAAGCCAUGGAAAAGGUUGAACGAGUUAUGAAAGUCCAUCCUCAAAGAUUAUUGCCUUUUCACACAACUCAUAGUCCUGAUUUCUUAGGGCUGCAUCAAAAUAUUGGAUUUUGGAGGCAAUCAAAUUUUGUGAAGGAAGUGAUUAGUGGAGUUCUAGACACGGGAAUGACCCCUAGUCACCCUUCCUUUAGUGAUGAAGGAAUGCCUCCUCCAGAAAAAUGGAAAGGCAGAUGUGAGUUGGUGAAAUGUAAUAACAAGUUAAUUGGUGCAAGAAACUUAUGAAAUGAUGAACAAGGUCAGCCCCCAUUAGAUCAGGAUGGGCAUGGCACUCACACGGCUAGCGCAGCUGCUGGAAAUUUUGUGCAAUGUGCCAGUGUGUUUGAGGACGGUGUUGAUGGGAUUUCAAUCUCCAUUGGCGGUGCUUCUACACCUUUCUAUGAAGAUGAGACUGCAGUGGGUGCAUUUGGGAUACCAAGAAUCAGCAAAAGGCAAGAAGUAAAGGAUGCUGGAGGCGCUGCCAUGAUUCUCAUGAAUGAUGAGCUCAAUGGAUUUAGUACAAUAGCUGAUCCUCACGUACUUCCUGCAACAAAUGUGAGAUACACGGCAGGAAUGAACAUCCUAAACUACAUCAAUUCGACAUCAAAACCAACUGCCACUAUCUUGUUUGAAGGAACUUUUUCCGCUCCUGCCAUAAAAUCUGCAAUCAUGACUACCGCUGAUUUAGUGACCCUAGAUGGUCUGCCAAUUCUAGAUGAAUCACAGUCUCCAUCCAACUUAUUUGCGAAUGGUGCAGGCCAUGUUAACCAGUCAAAGGCAAACGAUCCAGGACUUGUUUAUGACAUGCAACCUGAUGAUUACAUUCCUUAUCUAUGUGGCUUAGGUUACACAGAGGACCAGGUUAGAGUCAUAGUGCGGCAAUCAGUGAAACGCUCAAAUGACACCAAAAUUGCCGAAGCAGAGCUAAAUUAUCCUUCAUUUUCGAUUGUAUUAUGGUCUACCAACCGCACAUACACGAGGACAGUGACAAACGUUGGCCAUGCUAAUUUAUCUCACACUCUGAACAUUGCUGCACCACCAGCGGUAGACAGUAGGGUAACGACUAACAGAAUUGAGUUCACUGAGGUGAAGCAAAAAGCAACAUUCUCAGUGACAUUUAGGCUAAGCUGGAAAACUUCUGCAGCCUUUGUUAAAGUUGCUCAGGAAGUGGAAGUUUUGCCCAAGAGCAAAGAAAAUGAGAAAAGCAGCUUAUCAACUUACAUUGUUCACCUUAAGAAACCUGAGGGAGUCCUUACACAAGCAGUAGACUUAGAUGGUUGGUAUCAAUCAUUCCUCUCGGUCACCAGCUCCAGCAAGCAAAGACGGAUGGUUUAUUCCUAUCGAAAUGUGAUAACAGGAUUUGCUGCAAAAUUAACAGCAGAGGAAGCAGAAGCAAUGAAAAGAAAGGAAGGGAUCAUAUCUGCUCGUCCUGAAAAAGUAUAUUUUCUACAUACAACACACAGUCCUAACUUUUUGGGGUUGCACCAAAAUCUUGGAGUUUGGAACCAAUCAAAUUAUGGUAAGGGAGUAAUAAUUGGACUUUUAGACACUGGAAUAACCCCAGGUCAUCCUUCAUUCAGUGAUGAAGGAAUGCCUCCACCACCAGUGAAAUGGAAGGGGAAAUGUGAAUUCACUACCGGAUGCAAUAACAAGCUGAUUGGUGCAAGAAAUUUUGCAGAAGAUGUGGCAGGGCCACCAACUGAUGAGGAAGGUCACGGAACUCACACAGCUAGCACGGCUGGUGGAAAUUAUGUGGAGGGUGCCAAUGUGUUUGGCAAUGCCAAUGGCACAGCUGUAGGCAUGGCACCUUUAGCUCACUUGGCAAUGUACAAAGUAUGUGGAGAGGGCUGUUCAGAAAGUGCAAUAUUGGCUGCAAUGGAUGCUGCUGUUGAGGAUGGAGUGGAUAUCCUCUCACUUUCAUUAGGCGGUGGUUCAGUUCCCUUCUUUGAAGACUCAAUUGCGGUGGGUGCAUUUACAGCUAUUCAAAAGGGUAUAUUUGUGAGCUGUUCAGCUGGAAAUGAGGGUCCUCUCCAUGGUACUUUAUCGAAUGAGGCCCCAUGGAUUUUUACAGUCGGAGCAAGCACCAUUGACAGGAGCAUAGCAGCAAUAGCGAAGCUAGGAAAUGGGUUGACAAUUGAUGGUGAAUCGCUUUUUCAGCCUAAAGAUUUCCCUUCAACAUUACUGCCUCUUGUCUAUGCAGGGGCAAAUGGAAAGGCAUCAUCCGCAUUUUGCGCCCCUAGAUCAUUGAGAGAUGUUGAUGUCAAAGGAAAAGUGGUAUUGUGUGAAAGAGGUGGGGAUAUCGGAAGAAUUGACAAAGGCCAAGAAGUGAAGGACAAUGGUGGAGCUGCCAUGAUCCUCAUGAAUGACAAGCUUAAUGGCUUCAGUACAAUAGCUGAUCCUCACGUACUUCCUGCAACCCACGUGAGUUUCUUGGCUGGUUUGAAGAUUCAAGAGUAUAUAAACUCAACAUCAGAACCAACAGCUACAAUCUUGUUCAAAGGUACCGUGAUAGGAAAUCCAUCUGCUCCUGAAGUUACUUCUUUCUCCUCAAGAGGCCCCAAUAUGCAAAGCUUUGGGAUCUUGAAACCAGAUAUUCUUGGCCCUGGUGUGAGCAUUCUAGCUGCAUGGCCAGUUUCUGUGGAAAACAAAACAAAUACAAAGUCAACAUUCAACAUGAUUUCUGGCACUUCCAUGUCUUGCCCUCAUCUCGGUGGGAUAGCUGCUUUGCUCAAAAGCUCACAUCCUGACUGGUCUCCAGCUGCUAUAAAAUCUGCUAUCAUGACUACGGCUACUUUGGUAAACCUUGGAGGGAAGCCCAUUGUUGACCAAACAAAAGCUCCCGCUGAUAUCUUUGCUACUGGUGCAGGCCAUGUUAACCCAUCAAAAGCAAACGAUCCUGGCCUAAUCUAUGAUAUCCAACCAGAUGAUUACAUCGCUUAUUUAUGUGGCUUGAAUUACACUGACGAAGAGGUAGGAACUAUUGUGCAAAGAGCAGUGGAAUGCUCCAGUGAAUCAAUAAUAGCUGAAGCAGAGCUAAACUAUCCUUCAUUUUCUAUAAUAUUGCCAGAAUCUGGUUCUCAGACAUACACGAGAACUGUAACAAACGUUGGCCCAGCAAGCUCAUCCUACACCUAUGAAGUUGUUGCACCAACAGGAGUAGACAUUAGUGUACAACCGGAUCACAUUGCUUUUACAGCGGUGAACCAGAAGGCAACUUACUCAGUGACAUUUAGCAGACAAAAGGACAUCAGCUUGCAAUUUUCCCAAGGACUUCUCACGUGGGUUUCUGCUCAGCAUAAUGUUACAACCCCAAUUGUCGCCAUAUUUGCAUAA